Messenger RNA from Cyclopterus lumpus (lumpfish), 5597 nucleotides. RefSeq names its product lysine (K)-specific demethylase 6A (gene kdm6a). Gene Ontology annotation, biological process: heart development; regulation of gene expression. The record is from RefSeq and is a predicted model, not a curated record. Gene Ontology annotation, cellular component: MLL3/4 complex. Gene Ontology annotation, molecular function: protein binding; chromatin DNA binding; histone H3K27me2/H3K27me3 demethylase activity. Bases 335 to 4732 code for a protein of 1465 amino acids. The transcript has 30 exons. NCBI's taxonomy places the organism in Eukaryota, Metazoa, Chordata, Actinopteri, Perciformes, Cyclopteridae.
CCGACAGUGGCGGCGUGCGUUUGCCUAUGUGACACAAUUACAACAACUUUGAGCCGAUGGUUGGGGAAGUUUGCGACAUUACCAAGUAACCCUCACUCCUAAAACCCAACAUUACAGCAACUUCAUGCAUACAUUGGCACUGGAAUAGACGCUGUGUUUUGAUGUACAAUGAGGAGGGUGGAAGGUAACUUGAAGGGAUUAUUUCCUUGAGGAUUUGGCAAGAAUUACGCUACGCCCCGUUUUAGUCCUGGAUAACGUUAGGUGUGCAACACUUUCGUUGUUACUGCGUUUUUCCGGAGUUACUCGGUCCCGUCGAUCUUCACAUUUAUUUCCCAUGAAAUCGUGCGGAGUGUCGCUCACCGCCGCCGCAUCUGCUGCCGCCCGGAGUCUCGGUGUUGCUGGUAAUGACGAGGAGAAAAUGGCGUCGGGAACAGCGACUGAUAUCGAAGAGGACUUUCCGAAGCUAACAGCGCAAGAAAAAGAGAGCUUGGUCGGAACUGACAGUUCACUGUUUGGAUUUCAUAGGCUUCAAGAAGAUGGCGCCAGAACGAAGGCCUUGCUGUUAAAGGCUGUUAGCUGCUACGAUGCCCUCAUCCUGAAAGCAGAGGGGAAAGUGGACCCUGACAUUUUCUGCCAGCUGGGCCAUUUCAACCUCCUGCUAGAGGAUUAUCCAAAAGCAUUAUCUGCAUACCAGAGGUACUUCAGUUCACAGCCAGACUACUGGAAGAAUGCUGCCUUUUUAUAUGGCCUUGGCAUGGUUUACUUCCAUUACAACGCAUUUCAGUGGGCAAUCAAGGCGUUCCAAGAGGUGCUUUACAUCGACCCCGGCUUCUCAAGAGCUAAAGAGAUUCACCUGAGACUGGGACUCAUGUUUAAAGGCAACACGGACUACGAGUCAAGCUUAAAGCAUUUUCAGCUGGCUUUGAUCGACUCCAAUCUCUGCACUUUGUCCAAAGCUGAAAUUCAAUUCCACAUCGCUCAUUUAUAUGAGAUCCAGAAGAAAUACAGAGCGGCAAAGGAAGCGUAUGAAAAUCUGUUGCAGACCGAAAAUCUUCCUGCACAGGUGAAGGCGACCACACUGCAACAACUUGGCUGGAUGCAUCACACGGUGGAACAGCUGGGGGAUAAAGGCACGAAGGACAGCUAUGCCAUCCAGUGUCUACAGAAGUCUUUAGAAGCAGACCCGAACUCUGGCCAGUCCUGGUACUUUCUCGGCAGGUGCUACUCCAGUAUUGGGAAGGUGCAGGAUGCCUUCAUCUCUUACCGUCAGUCCAUCGAUAAGUCAGAGGCCAGCGCUGACACCUGGUGCUCCAUAGGGGUGCUCUACCAGCAGCAGAACCAGCCUAUGGAUGCACUGCAGGCCUACAUCUGUGCUGUUCAACUGGACCACAGCCACGCGGCCGCCUGGAUGGACCUGGGCACCCUCUACGAAUCCUGCGGCCAGCCGCAUGACGCUAUCAAGUGUUACAUCAAUGCCACGCGCAGCAAGGCCUGCCUCAACACUGCUGCACUCACACAACGCAUCAAGCUGCUGCAGGCUCAGUUGUGUAACCUACAGCCAGGUAGUCUGCAGAAUAAGAGUAAAAUGCUUCCUAGUAUUGAGGAGGCAUGGAGCCUACCCAUUCCUGCUGAGCUCACGUCCAGGCAAGGGGCCUUGAACACUGCACAAGCACAGCAGGCCUGUAAGGGGGAGGCAGGCCAGCCCGCCACCAAUCACACAGAGCCUCAGGCCAGUCCUGCCAAGAAGAAACGCACCGCCAGUCCUGCUAAGGGUGUGGCAGACUCGUGGGCGAACAGCCCCAAUGCGCAGCAGCAGAUCCCCAGCUGGUACCUAACGCCACAGAAGCUCCAGCACCUGGAUCACUUGCGGACGAAUCGAGCAAGCCUCAAGCCCCCCCAGGUGCAGAUGCUGGAGCAGCUGGAGGACCAGUUCUCCCUCAUGCAGCAGCAUAAGCAGCAGCAGAUGAGGCAGCAGGCAGCGGCGAGCGGCCAUCCGCGGCCUGGCCUUCCCAACGGUCCUUUGGCUGAAUCCUCUCACCACCAUGCAGGCCUCUCCCGCAUCUCCCCGCUCAACCACACAUCCAUCCGGCCCCCGUGUGUCACCCAGCCCACAGCCAACGGAUCCUGUUCAUCGAGUACCUCGGCGGGGCCGCUGGCACAUCUGGACAAAAAUCACACCCUGGGACUGGGAGGUGGUGCCGCGAGCAACGGAAACGUGCCUUACCCGCAGCAGAACUCUCUACCUCACAACUGCACAGCCGCCAGUCACCCCAGCACCAGCAGCACUACCAGUAGUCCCAGUCAUGCAGAUGAGACUUGGAGGAGCCAACAACGCAACACUACCACUCAGGGGCUUCAAAAGGGUCCAGGUUCACAUUCGGCAGGUCCAAAUGGAGAACCCCUUUUCUCUUCCUCCUCCUCCUCCCCUCACACCUCGUUCUCUUCCUCUGGCAUUCUGAAUCAGGUUGGACAUUCCUCUGGGCCCUGCACUGCCUCCUCCUCAGCCUCCUCUUUAUCCCCCACGUCUCCCCAGACCACACCCAACCACUUCUCCUCGCCUCCCCAUGCCGCUACUACCUCAGGGGUCCACACCAAAGACACCACGCCUUCAGGGGGCAAAAGCUGCAGCAACGGUGCCACUUUGCCAUCAGGUCCGGAGUCUGCUGUCAGGCAUUCCACAGGGACACCCCAAAGUCCCAGCACCACCCCCGCGCAGGGAUUGACUAAUCACAUCCAGCCGCGGGUGGCGGAAGGCUCUGCUAGCCUGUCUCGGCCCAGAUCUCCUGCCCCCGGCGUGCUCUCUUCAGACAAUCCUCAGCUCUCCGCCUUGUUAAAGGGAAAAGCCAAUGCUACCAGUAACGACGAUAACAAUAACAGUAACCAUGGAGGGCCUUCCUCAGUGAAAAUCAACAACGUCCACCCGGGUCUCCACGGUGCCGCCAAGCCAACGUCGGAAAAGUUGGCGGCAUCAUCGCCACUUCUCGCCGCCGCUGCUGCUCCCUCUGCACGUUCAGCAGGCCCUCACACCACCAACAGCCUCUCCUGCCUUAACAGUCCGUCCAACACCAACAGCCAGGGACCCACAAUUAAUGGGAAGGGGCCGGAGGACUCCCAGAGCCCACUGAAGGUCGAGCCUUCUGAAGGAGCUCAGAGACACACGGUUCAUGGUGGUCUGGCACCCUGGUCCUCGGUUUCCAUCUACCCCAGCUCCAGCGAGGUGCUCAAAGCAUGCAGGAACCUGGGGAAGAAUGGCCUGUCGACGAGCAGCAUCCUCCUGGACAAGUGUCCUCCGCCGCGACCCCCUCGCCCGCCCUCUCCUCCACUGCCAAAGGACAAGCUCAAUCCCCCGACACCCAGUAUUUAUCUUGAAAACAAGAGGGACGCCUUCUUCCCACCCCUCCAUCAGUUCUGCACCAACCCUUCCAACCCGGUCACCGUCAUCAGAGGACUGGCCGGAGCACUCAAACUAGAUCUGGGCCUGUUCUCUACCAAGACGUUGGUGGAGGCCAACCCAGACCAUCUGGUGGAGGUGCGGACCCAGUUGGCCCAGCCCACUGACGAGAACUGGGACCCCAGUGGCAGCAGGAAGAUGUGGCGCUGCGAGAGCAGCCGCUCCCACACCACCGUCAUCAAGUAUGCCCAGUACCAGGCCUCAUCCUUCCAGGAGUCUCUGCGGGAGGAGAAUGAGAAGAAGAAGGAGCCGGAAACAGAAGCAGGUUCUUCGGACAGUGCGAUGCGUCGAAGGAAGGGGUCUUUCAAACACAUUAAGUUUGGCACCAACAUCGACCUCUCCGAUGAAAAGAAGUGGAAACAGCAGCUUCAGGAGUUGUCCAAACUGCCAGCUUUUGCCCGAGUGGUGUCAGCCGGUAACCUGCUCAGCCACGUAGGACACACCAUCCUGGGCAUGAACACCGUCCAGCUCUACAUGAAGGUGCCAGGGAGCAGGACUCCAGGUCACCAAGAGAACAACAAUUUCUGUUCAGUCAACAUCAACAUCGGUCCUGGGGACUGCGAGUGGUUCGCCGUGCCUGAAACGUACUGGGGCGUCAUCAACGACUUCUGCGAAAAGAACAACAUCAACUUCCUGAUGGGCUCCUGGUGGCCCAACCUGGAGGACCUGUACGAGACCAACGUGCCUGUUUAUCGGUUCAUCCAGCGUCCCGGAGACUUGGUGUGGCUCAACACGGGCACGAUUCACUGGGUUCAGGCCAUCGGCUGGUGCAACAAUAUUGCGUGGAAUGUCGGACCCCUCACAGCGCAUCAGUACAAGCUGGCGGUGGAGCGCUACGAGUGGAACAAACUGCAGAGUGUCAAAUCCAUCGUUCCCAUGAUCCAUCUCUCCUGGAACAUGGCCAGGAACAUCAAAGUGUCGGACCACCGGCUCUUUGAGAUGAUCAAGUAUUGUUUGCUCCGGACGCUGAAGCAGUGUCAGAUGCAGCGGGAACUGCUGCAGGCAUCUGGGGGAGAACUGGUGUGGCACGGGAGGAACCAGAGCGAGCCGGCUCAUUACUGCAGCAUCUGUGAGGUGGAGGUGUUCGACCUGCUGUUUGUGACCACGGAGAGCAACAGCAGGAAGACAUAUGUGGUGCACUGCCAGGACUGUGCCCGUAGGGGGAGUGCUAACUUGGACAACUUUGUGGUGCUAGAGCAGUACAAGAUUGAGGACCUCAUGCAGGUCUAUGACCAGUUCACCCUGGAAGUAAGCCAGCAGUCCUCAAACGGCGCUCUGUAGCUAUCCCAUAAGGCAGCUGUGUGAAAGCUGUGUGUCUAUGCAACCUGCCCCAGAGUGGUGUGCCUCCCCCCGGUGGACUGGAGGGGGGUGGCAGCGCCUCCUGUCGUCAUGACCAGACUGUUCUACUGCUGGCCCAGCUGGACUCCCAAGAUCCCACACAAACAAAAAACAAACAAAAAAAAGAUGAAUCAAAGUUUUGUACAUAAUGUUUUAACUGGCAACACCGUCACGCCAAGACUACUGACUUGAUAGUUUUUCUUUUUUCCAUUUUUGUAUUCUGUUUGUGAGUUUGACACGAGCGCUUUGCUCCCUCCCCUCCAUGAGAUGAGUCGUUAGCAUAGCCGGCCUUUUGUAUGUUAGAUAGACGUCUCCGUGGUCAGGACAACCACAUAAAAAACAGUUUUUGUAAUGUGAAAAGUUCAGAGACAUUCAUUGUCCCCCCCCCAUUUCUUUUUCUUUUUUUACAUCAAAACAUUUUGAUUUCAUUUUGAUGGAACUAUGAGAUUUUGAUGACUUUAUGUUGGGGGAGAGGAAAUCAUGUAGAAGAACAGCCAAGUCACAGAAAAAGGGUUGCACAUAGAUGAGUGAACUUUAAUUAAUUUUUGUAUUAUUUUGAUGUAAAUUUACACUAUUUAUAAAUGCAUAUUUAUUGCUUGAAAAUGUUUGUUGAUGGAAUGCUGUAAUUUCUUUCCAGAGUACCUGCCAUUAAAUUUGAAGGAGCCUCGUGAUUUUAAGCUUGGCCCCUCAUACGUUUUCUAUAAACAUAAAACUGCUUAGUAAGCAUUGUACAGAGACCUGACCUGGAAACAGGUUUAUUGUUUGAAGGAUGUUUUAUGAGUCAAUAAACAAGAACUGUCUUUAUUUA